This is a messenger RNA of Nerophis lumbriciformis (worm pipefish), 1488 nucleotides long. The record is from RefSeq and is a predicted model, not a curated record. NCBI's taxonomy places the organism in Eukaryota, Metazoa, Chordata, Actinopteri, Syngnathiformes, Syngnathidae.
AUGGGCCCCGGCGAGCCUCGUCAGGGCCGCGGGCUCGAUUGCUGGCUCUGGAGGUUCGUGCCGUUGGUUGCUCACGGCAAACAGCGCCCAGCGGCCGACCGGAGGGCCGUCCAGGGCCUUCUAGUACGGGGCCAUCUACGCAGCGCACUGGCGCUGCUGGCAAUAGCUGUCCUGACCACUUGCGCGCAGCCGCAACAGCAGGAACAGCCGCGGCCACAGCCGAACAACGUGCCGGUGAUCGUGAUCGACAUCGACACGCUGCGCGCCGACCACCUCGGCUGCUACGGCUACGAGCGCCCCACCAGCCCGAAAAUCGACGCCUUCGCUGAGGAAAGCGCACUCUUCUCUUGGGCCUUCAGCCAGGCUCCGAACACGCCGCCCUCGCAAGCUUCGAUCCUGACCGGUCUCUACCCAACAUCCCACGGCCGGAUCCAAGACGCGGACAUCUUGCCGGCGGCGGUGGUCACCCUGGCGGAGGUCUUCAAGGAAGCUGGCUACGCCACCGCUGGGAUCGUCGACGGCGGGCUGGUAGCGGCCGAAUUCGGCCUCGACCAGGGCUUCGAUCUCUACGACGACGAGGCUGGCGGGUUGGCCAAAAUCGACGGUAAGGCACGCGACUGGCUACGUCAGCACAAAGAGCAACCGUUUCUGCUCCUGGUGCACACCUACGAUGUGCACUCGCCCUACGAUGACUCGCCCGAGCCGUUUCGCUCCGCUUUCCUCGAUCGCGUCGAGGUGCCGAGCGAGAACUUCGUCCGCCAUAUGACCUGGGAGAUGUCCAAGCGCAACAAAUCGCGCUGGGAGGACGAGCCAUACCAGCUGUCGCAAGUGGAAGUGGAAUACGCCAAGGCGCUCUACGACGGCGGCAUCUUGCACGUCGACGAUUGGUUCGGACAGUUCGUCGAUUUCCUGCGCCAGGAGGGGAUCUACGACCGCGCCCUGAUCGUCUUCGUGUCGGACCACGGCGACGAGUUCGAAGAGCACGACGCGCUAUUCCACGACCGGCUCUACACGCCGGUGACGCGGAUCCCGCUGAUGAUCCGCUUUCCCGGCGGCCGUUGGGCGCAGCGUAUUGACGCUGCCGUCGAGAGCGUCGACUUGAUGCCGACCCUGAUCCGCGCCGCCGGCCUGGAACAGCCGAGCGGCCUGAACGGUCAGGAUCUAUCGCCGCUGAUCGAGAGUCGAGGCAACUAUCGCGAGCUGGCGGUCAGCGAGUCGCCCUACUUCGGCCGGCGCAUCGCCCUGACCACCAACGAAUAUCGGUUGCACUACACCGCCAGAGACGGCAGCGGCGAGCUGUAUCGCUACCGUCAGGACCCGCUCGAGUUGGAAGACGUGGCGGCCCAAAACACCGACCUUGUCGAGCGUCUCUCCGACGCCGCCCGAGGCUGGAGUGAAAUGGUCGAAGCCCACAGUCACGAAACCACCGCCGCCGAGAUCGACGACUCCACCUUGGAGCAGCUCCGCGCGCUGGGCUACAUCGACUAG